AUGGACUCUGCCAGCACAACAGGCGCCCGUCGCCACGAUGAGGGCCUGCGCGAGCGUAUCCCGGCCUCUCAGCCAGUUGACGUCGAUGCCGUCGGCAGUGCCCUGGCGAGUGCUGGCUACCUCGAUGAAAACGAAGAGACCAAGACCAAGUCCAAUGCGACAAAAACUUUUGGGAGAACUCCGGACGGUACAAUAUUCACCGUGCCGCAGACCCAUGACAUGGUCUCGCAGCUGUUGUCUCCGUCCGAGCCAAAGAACCUCUCCGAUCUGAUAGUCCUAGCCGCACUUGCCUUCCACAUCCUAACCUUUGUCGUUCUCCCCUCGACCGCCAGGAUCCCCGUCUUUGCCGUUAUCUACCUGUUCUGGAGAGUGUCUUACAAUGGCGGCAUCGGGUGGCUGCUUCACAACCAGUCACAUCACAAUACAAUGAUGCAGUGGGCGAAAAAGUCCAAGAUUUUUGCCAAUCCGUCCACAGGCGACAACCCGCACCCGAAGCUAUACAAACUCAUCAAAAGGGACAUGGAGACCAUGAUACCAAAGGAUUAUUCUUUCGAUGAUGCCCCCUUGGAGUACAACACCUGGCUGGUCUUCCGGCGCCUCGUAGACGUGAUCUUGAUGUGUGACUUUACCUCGUACUGUUUAUUUGCGGUGGCCUGCGGAAACCGUCCUGGAAAUGAGACCACAAUCAUGACGGGCCUGAGAUGGGCUGCAGGAGUCGCCUUAGUGCUUUUCAACCUGUGGGUGAAACUCGACGCACACAGAGUCGUCAAAGACUUUGCCUGGUACUGGGGCGAUUUCUUUUUCCUGAUUGACCAAGAACUCACUUUCGAUGGUGUAUUUGAGAUGGCGCCUCAUCCGAUGUACUCGGUGGGCUAUGCUGGUUAUUACGGAAUCUCGUUGAUGGCUGCUAGCUACAAGGUGCUCUUCAUUUCGAUAGUCGCACACGCUGCUCAGUUCGCCUUCUUGGUUCUGGUUGAGAACCCGCAUAUUGAAAAAACAUACAAUCCCCCCACCCCUCGCAAGCGUCCAGCUGAGCAUGAUAGCAACGCUAGCACUCCGCCGAUGUCUCCCAUCAACGACACAUUUGCCUCUACCACUACACAUGAGAAGCCGCAGGUCCAGCCGCAACCUUCACCUGUCCACCACUUACUCGGACCUCAUAACUUGGAUCUUCAUCGGGUAACUGACUCAUCGAUUAUUCUAGUCCAGAUCCUCAUUGCUGCCAUUACUGCCCUUACCCCAUCCACGCCUUUCUACCAAUUCUUGUUUGUGGCUAAUGCUGCUCUAUGGAGAUGCUGGUAUUCCAUUGGUAUUGGAUAUAUUCUCCAUCGACAAUCCCAGUACAAGUCUUGGACGCGUCACUUUGUCAAAUUCGGUGAUAGCACCGAGGAAGCAUGGCGUCAGUGGAAAGGAUCCUACCACCUGAGUAUGACGGUUUGCUACGCUUCCUUCAUUGCAGCAUCCUGGAAAGUGUAUACACUUCCUUCGGAUUGGAAUCAUGGAUUAGUGUUACUUAAGCAUGUGCUCGGCGCGAGCAUGGUUGCAUUGCAGAUCUGGACUUCUGUCAGUAUCUAUCAGUCGCUAGGAGAAUUUGGAUGGUUCUUCGGUGAUUUCUUCUUUGAUGCACACUCGAAACUAACCUACAGUGGCAUUUAUCGAUACCUCAAUAACCCAGAGCGUGUUUUGGGUCUGGCCGGCGUCUGGGGUGCAGCAUUGAUUACGAGCAAAGGCCCCGUCAUUUUCCUUGCCUUGCUGAGCCAUGUUCUAACACUAGCCUUUAUUCAACUGGUUGAACGGCCUCACAUGCAGAAACUCUAUGGCCGAAGCUUGCGUCGGGACGCAGGCCUGGUAAAGAGCUUGAAGCGAUCAUUGCCUCCUCCUUUACAGCAACUUGGCGGUAGCGUAGACCGUAUGGUGGAUGAGUCUUUCGAAUUUGUUGAGGAGCUUCUAGAAACCGCUCGUCCAAAGUUGGCCACGGGGGUAAACAGUUUCAUGAAGGACGCCAAAUCACUCUUCCGCCAAUAUCCCGCACGAGUCACCAUUACUCGUCUUGACGAUGAGGUCGCUGCAGGUUAUGCUCUAGAGGACUAUUCGCUGCAGAUUGAAGGCACCGAAUCUUCACCGUCGGCACAGGUCGAACGCAGCAGUGGUAAAGAAGGCGCCCGUGCUAGAGAACCCUUAGAGAGACGAGGCGAUCUGAAGAGCUUGAUUUUCGAAUACGGCUCCCCAAUCAAGGUCAAAUGGACUGCCCCUCUGAAUCACAGCAAGAAAGACUGGGUAGGCCUGUACAUGGUCACUGACAAUACCAGACGAGAGGUCACUCGUGUUUCAUCUCAAGGCAGGUGGAUCGCCACGAACGAAGGCGCCUACGACAGCCUAACCUGCGAAAAGGGCCUUGUCACCAGUGAUAUUCUCAUCUCCGCAUCUCGUCGGAGCGAUGGCGAAAACCGAGAUUGUGCCUCUGGCGAAAUGGUUUUCUCUGGCGAUAAGCUCUUUUGGACGCAAGGUGUCUUUGAGUUUCGCUACCACCAUAACGGCAAACACAACGUCAUGACAAUUUCCAGACCCUUCGAAAUUAGAAUCGGCCGCUUCGACGAGGAAGAUAUCGAGGUCGAUGAUACUGGAGUCGUUCAAGCAGCCGUCGAAGCUGCAUUGCUACCAGUUGUCCGCAAUUGCUUCGAUCGAGACCCGGAAAUCGCGCCUGAGACUGCCGAAGAGCAUUUCGGAAGUCUGGUGGAACGAGAUGGAAAAUAUGCAAAACGGGUUGUGUUUGCAGUGCAUCAGAUGUUCGGCGUUGAAUUUGCGCCAGAAGUUGUCCGGGCUGAUGGAAAUGUUCGCAACAUGGCAUGGAGAAUAUGCAAUGCGAAGAAAGUUCUGGCCCCUUAUAGCAUGUCCAGAUCUAGAGGAACCUCGACACCCACGAUAUCUAAGGACUAG
Molecule: messenger RNA, 2937 nt
Organism: Talaromyces proteolyticus
Lineage: Eukaryota; Fungi; Ascomycota; Eurotiomycetes; Eurotiales; Trichocomaceae
Product: phosphatidylethanolamine methyltransferase
Exons: 4
Coding region: 1-2937 (978 amino acids)
Biological process (GO): phosphatidylcholine biosynthetic process
Molecular function (GO): phosphatidylethanolamine N-methyltransferase activity
Source: RefSeq, a predicted model, not a curated record